Leptinotarsa decemlineata (Colorado potato beetle) is the source of this 1161-nucleotide messenger RNA. RefSeq lists its product as uncharacterized. Gene Ontology annotation, cellular component: chitin-based extracellular matrix. Lineage: Eukaryota; Metazoa; Arthropoda; Insecta; Coleoptera; Chrysomelidae. The record is from RefSeq and is a predicted model, not a curated record. Gene Ontology annotation, molecular function: structural constituent of chitin-based larval cuticle. Gene Ontology annotation, biological process: chitin-based cuticle development.
AUGGGACAAGAAAUAUACGAGGUGGCUAGUCUGAGAUGGAACACUCUGUAUGAUGAGGAACGAGCAAAUGAAUACAUUUUCCACAAAUAUCAAAGUGGUGAUAAAACCACAUAUUUAUCCUCAGAAGUUGCCGCUGCCUUGGUCUCCCUAUCUCAGGGUCUCCCUCAGUACAAUUAUCCAGCACCCUCUCGGCUCCCAAGCGGAAGUUACGGUGCUCCCGGUAGUGGUUACAUCGGGGGUGGAGGAGGAGGAGGAAUCAUUAGUGGAGGUGGAGGAGGUAGUUACAUUGGGGGCGGAGGAGGAGGUGGAUACAUAGGAGGCGGAGGAGGAGGUGGAUACAUAGGAGGCGGAGGAGGAGGUGGAUACAUAGGAGGCGGAGUUAUCGGAAGUGGAAGCGGUGGUAUCGGGGGUGGAAGUGGUAUUGGAGGAGGCAUAGGAGGCGGUAUUGGAGGAAGUGGUGGAAUUGGAGGCGGUAUCGGAGGAGGUGGAGGAAUCGGAGGUGGUAUUGGAGUAGGUGGCGGAAUCGGAGGCGGUAUUGGAGGAGGUGGUGGAAUUGGAGGAGGUAUUGGAGGAGGUGGUGGUGCAGGAGGCGGUGGCGUUCUGGUGCAAAAACACAUUUAUGUUCACGUCGCACCUCCAGAACCAGAAGAAUUGAGACCACAAAGACCUAUAUCCCUUGGUCAAGGUACCAAGCACUACAAAAUCAUAUUCAUCAAGGCCCCAUCUGCACCUGCUCCAACUGCGCCGUCCUUUGCCCUUGGCGGCCAAAGCGAAGAGAAGACCUUGGUCUAUGUAUUGGUCAAGAAACCUGACGACGCAGCAGAUAUAUCUGUACCAACAGCAGCUCCUACUGCACCUUCUAAACCCGAAGUCUACUUCAUCCGUUACAAGGCCAAGAGUGAAGCUGUUGGAGGAGGCACUGGAUUCGAUGGAGCUGCCAAGAGUGAAGCUGUUGGAGGAGGCACUGGAUUCGAUGGAGCUGGUAAUAUCGGAGGAGGCACUGGAUUCGAUGGAGCUGGCAGACCUGGUAACAUUGGAGGUGGCACUGGAUUCGACGGAGCUGGCAAACCUUCUAUUAAUAUCGGAGGAGGCACAGGAUUCGAUGGAGCUGGCAGACCUUCUACUCAGUAUGGUCCUCCGGGAAAAAGCGGUCCAUACUAA